This is a messenger RNA of Sclerotinia borealis F-4128, 333 nucleotides long. Lineage: Eukaryota; Fungi; Ascomycota; Leotiomycetes; Helotiales; Sclerotiniaceae. The record is from the annotation of a GenBank genome assembly.
AUGGCAGAAGCAUCAAGCGUAUCUGCGGAAGCUCUCAAGGUCAAGAUCACAGAUUCACUAAACGCAACUCAUGUUGAAAUCGAAGACAUGUCAGGAGGCUGUGGUCAGGCAUAUUCCGCGGUUAUUGUUUCACCACAAUUCGAGAAGAAGACUACAUUGGCAAGGCAUAGAUUGGUAAAUGGAGCCUUGAAGACGGAGAUUGCGGCCAUUCAUGCCUGGACCCCAAAGUGCUACACGCCAGAACAGUGGGAGAAGCAGAAGGAGGAUGGCAAGGAGGCCGUUGCGCCAGGAAAGAAUACUACUGGAGAGGUUGUGGAUGGGACAACUGCUUGA